This is a messenger RNA of Oncorhynchus masou masou (cherry salmon), 6092 nucleotides long. RefSeq names its product heterogeneous nuclear ribonucleoprotein Ua (gene hnrnpua). Gene Ontology annotation, molecular function: poly(G) binding; snRNA binding; ribonucleoprotein complex binding. Gene Ontology annotation, biological process: RNA localization to chromatin; positive regulation of transcription by RNA polymerase II; negative regulation of transcription by RNA polymerase II. The record is from RefSeq and is a predicted model, not a curated record. Gene Ontology annotation, cellular component: mitotic spindle microtubule; centrosome; nuclear chromosome. NCBI's taxonomy places the organism in Eukaryota, Metazoa, Chordata, Actinopteri, Salmoniformes, Salmonidae.
CAGUAGUGGGACGUGCUUAGAAAGGGUGCGGGUUUGGUGCAGUGGAAAUUAUAGGCGACUGCUAUCACCAAGUCGGCCAUCUGUGCACUGGGCUUUUAUCUUCGUGUUUCGAAUUUCAAAAACACAGUCGACAAUAGGGAUUUUUAUCGAAUUGUAUCGAUAUUUAUUUAAUAAUUUAAUAUAUAGCACAAUGAGCUCUAUCAACGUGAAUAAGUUAAAGGUAAACGAGUUGAAGGACGAGUUGAAGAAGAGGCAGCUGUCGGACAAGGGGCUGAAGGCGGAUCUUAUGGACCGGCUGCAGGCCGCGCUGAAUGAAGAGGAUCUAGCCGGAGGAGCUGAGACCGGGGAGAACGGCGGCCAAGGCGAAGGGGCUGUCGGCCUGAAUGACAUGGGCGAGGAGGACUUGGAUGAAGACCUAGUUGAGGAGAGGAUGGAGGCGGGCGAAGUAGAGGAUGAAGAUAGGUGCGAAGGGAAAGCAGAGAAAGAAUGCGCCAAUAUCGACGAUAAUAUGGGGGAAGAGGAGGAUGCGGGAGUAGAUAUGGAUAAAUCCGACGAGGAUGAAGAUGCUCUACUGAAAGAAGAAGAGGAUGAUGAUGAGGAGGAGAUGGAUAAAUUCGAUGAUGAUGAUGCUGCACUGGGGACUCUCGAGAGAGAGGGGGAUGCGGACAAAGACACGAGCGCUGAGCAGAAGAAUAAGAAGGGUGUUAAGAGACGCCGGGAGGAGCAUGGAAGGGGCUACUUUGAGUUUAUUGAAGAAAGCAAGUACAGCCGGGCCAAGUCCCCCCAGCCCCCGCUGGAGGAAGAGGACGAGGAGUUUGACGACAGCACUGUCUGCCUGGACACCUAUAACAGUGACCUGCACUUCAAGGUGUCCCGGGACCGUUACAGCGCGUCAUCCCUUACCAUGGAGAGCUUUGCCUACCUGUGGGCUGGAGGCAGGGCUUCCUACGGAGUAGCUCAGGGCAAGGCCUGCUUUGAGAUGAAGAUCAUUGAGAAGAUCCCAGUGAAACAUAUCUCCAGUAAAGGCAUGGAUAUCCAUGAGGUUCUGGUGGGCUGGUCACUAGCCAAUGGAACACUGUUACUGGGAGAAGAGGAACACUCGUAUGCCUUCUCUGCCAAAGGGAAGAAAACCACCAACUGUGUCACAGAAGACUUUGGAGAGUGCUUCGACGAAAACGAUGUCGUCGGAUGCCUAAUCAACUUUGAAGGCUCGGGGGUGGAGCUAUCGUUCAGUAAGAACGGUCAGGACCUAGGCGUGGCCUUCAAAGUUGACAAGGCAUCUUUGGAUGGACGGCCCCUCUUCCCUCACGUCCUCUGUCACAACUGUGCUGUAGAGUUCAACUUCGGCCAGAGGGAGGCACCACUGUUCGUCCCCCCGGCCGACUACAGCUUCCUACAGCAGGUCCCUGUGAGCAAGAGGGCCCGAGGCCCCAAAGGGCCCGACACCAAGGAUGACUGUGAGGUGAUCGUGAUGGUAGGCCUGCCUGGCGCUGGGAAGACGGCGUGGGUAACCAAGCACACUCAGGAGCACCCUGGGAAAUAUAACAUCUUGGGAACCAACACCAUCCUGGAGAAGAUGAUGAUCGCCAGUCUGAAACGCCAAAUGAAGGAUGUCACCAAACUCACCGCCAUCUCCCAGCGUGCACCUCUUUUCCUGGGAAAAUUCAUUGAGAUCGCUGCACGCAAAAAACGCAACUACAUCCUUGACCAGACCAAUGUGUCGGCCCCGGCCCAGAGGAGGAAGAUGUGUCUGUUUGCAGGCUUCCAGAGGAAGGCCGUGGUGGUGUGUCCUACUGACGACGACUACAAGCAGAGGACACAGAAGAAAGCCGAGACGGAUGGUAAAGACGUCCCCGAGCACGCCGUACUCAAGAUGAAAGGUAUCUACACCCUGCCGGAGCCAGGGGAUUGCUUCAGUGAGGUGAGCUUUGUGGAGCUGCAGAAGGACGAGGCCUCCAAGCUGCUGGACUUGUACAAGGAGGAGAGUCGCUCCGCCCUGCCCCCAGAGAAGAAGGCCAACCAGGGGGGCACGCCACCCAAGAGAGGGGGCAACCACCGCGGCCGCGGGGGCAGAGGGCAGGGGCAGUGGGGAGGUGGUCAGGCAGAGGGGGGCAGAGGAGGCUUCCAGAUCAGAGGCAACUUCAGGGGAGGCCCAGGACCUCGUGGUGGAUUCAGUCGUCCCCCCAGAGGUUUCCUCCCUCCUCCGGCCUUCCGAGGGGGCUUCUCCAACCGGGGCAACUUCAACAGGGGGAGCGGGGGCAUGCCCAGCAGAGGGGGUGCACCAAGGGGGGGUCCUGGAAGGGGCAACAUGAGGAACAUGGGGGGUAAUAGGGGAGGCAAUAUGCACCGAGGCAGCAUGACCCGCGGAGGAGGUGGAGGUGGAAGAGGACGUGGGGACAACAGAGGCAACUUCACACAGAAGUUCAGAGGCAGAGGAGGCAACAAUCACAGCUUCAACAAGAACAGCAACUUUGGCAUGAACAAGGCCCAGGCCUUCAACCAGAGCUGGCAGCAGGGGUUCUGGAACCAGAAGCCAUGGAGCCAACAGUACCACCCAGGAUACUACUGAGCAUGUGCGGUAGAGAGACUGACUGACAGCACACAGACACACCCCCUCACUACAAACCCCGUCCACCCCGGCGCAUACGCGCCAACUCCCGCUGCGCUCCAUUUUACCUUCUCCCCUCCUCCUUUUUCCUCUCCUCUUCCUUCGUUUUAGGAAGAAAGAGCAUUCCACUGCUGAGAUGAACUGCCGGUUCUGAGACAAAGACAACAAACGCUUUCUGGGCUCCUUUACUUUCUGCGUUUUGAUUUUGUAUAUUUGUAUUUCUUUUACGUUUCAGAGCCGGAGCUCUCAAGCGUUCGCCUUCAGAAACCUUGGCUUUCAUCCAGCAUGUGAUGUCUCUUAAAAAACUUUUCAGGGUUCUGUGUUUUUAUCUGUAAAGAUGUACUUUUUACUACAACGAUCAUGAUGAUGAUGAUAGAUAUUUCUUUCCGAUUUUUUGCUUUACAUGAUGUUGUUUUAUGUUUUUAAGAAUCAGGAGAGGCUAGCACUCACUUUAGACACAUAGCAUUUGUGAGGUGUCGUAAUUCUAGUCCUGCUGCAAAUACGUUUGUUUCUAGUAAGUAAAGUGAAGUUUAAGCUGUAAUAAAAAAUGAUAUGCUUAAAAAUAUAUAUAUCAGUGUAAUUUAACUAACAGACAGCCCACAUAAACACAGGAAUUUCUCUCGAUGGUGCAUCUUACUUGGUAUGCGAAUCCAUAUUUUUCAAUGUCAAAGGUGUUAGAAAAGCCUUUGAUAGGUGGAGCACCGUCGCAGAUAGAGUAGCUGUCUUGUUAAAAUGAAUAAAAUGUCUUGCUAUAUCCUGCAUCAGUGGCUCAUACAUCCAAUCUAAAGACCAAGGCCGUCCUUCAGUAAGGCCUCCUUUAUCUAUCUUGAGUGGUCACUUACUCAGUACUCCGUACCAGAGCAGAUGGGCCAUUCCAUGAGGCCUGGGGCGCGUUCAGUAGAGCACAACGUUAUCUAACAUUCAGAUCAGGGAUGGGCAACUGAAGGCCCUCGGACCAAUUUCAAAAUGUGGUUGUUUAUUGUUUGUAAUGUCAGUCACUGAUAGUCACUCAAUUAGCCCAUGUCAGCUAAAAUGUUUUAGAUUGGUAAAUUAGUCUAGCGGCCAGCUAUCUAAAAUGUAAUCAUGGUUGAAUUACCUACCGGAGGGCCCCCAUGGAUUUUGUUAGUCUCACUCAGAUAUCAAAAUUAAAAACAGCUAAUUUUCCUCUCCGCCCCAUGGCAAAAUGAAUAGAAUGGCAGGAAAUCAGUUAUAAAAUUGCAAAAUGUUCUCUACACCCCAUGGCUAAAUGUGAAGAAUGGCAGGGAAUUAGGAUCACUCUGGGAUAGAACUGUCCUGAAUAGAGCUGACAUGAAUCCUUACACUACGUGUCCGAGAGGCAGGUUCGUUCUACUCUGUAUUUUUUUUAUAUCCGAUGGGGGUGGGGGUCACAAAAAAGCUGAACUCAGCAUGAGGGGCCACAGUUGCGCCACAGUUCCAUUCAAGAAGUACAACAAAAAACACAGUUUUACAUCAAUGUAGUUCUCUCCAAUAAACAAUUAUUUUAAAAAUGGGUUUUAAGUGCCAACCUUAAUUAAACAUUUCACUUUUGGACUUACAUGAUCAACCUGGUCCUUAGCAGGUUUGUCGGAAUGAACCCAGCUUAAUGCGCUUAAAGAUACUACACAGCAAUGUAAAAACAUUACUGUGUAGAACAAGCCUACAUUUCAGACACUUAGUGUAUAAGGAAUAAUGUCCGCUCCAUUCAUGAGUUCUAUCUGCAACGUUCAGUAUAUUGCAUCCUACUGAACAUGACCCUGUUUUCAACACCUUUGAUAAUCUACUGGUAGCAAUAGAACUAGGAGUUCUCCUCAACAACUCUGACAGCCUACUGUUAGCAGUAGAGCUAGGAGUUCUCCUCAACAUCUCUGAUAGCCUACUGUUUGCAGUAGAACUAGGAGUUCUCCUCAACACCUCUGAUAGCCUACUGUUAGCAGUAGAACUAGGAGUUCUCCUCAACACCUCUGAUAGCCUACUGUUAGCAGUAGAACUAGAAGUUCUCCUCACCACCUCUGAUAGCCUACUGUUAGCAGUAGAACUAGGAGUUCUCCUCACCACCUCUGAUAGCCUACUGUUAGCAGUAGAACUAGGAGUUCUCCUCACCACCACUAAUAAUCUACUGUUAGCAGUAGAACUAGGAGUUCUCCUCACCACCACUAAUAAUCUACAGUUAGCAGUAGAACUAGGAGUUCUCCUCACCACCACUAAUAAUCUACUGUUAGCAGUAGAACUAGGAGUUCUCCUCACCACCACUAAUAAUCUACUGUUAGCAGUAGAACUAGGAGUUCUCCUCACCACCUCUGAUAGCCUACUGUUAGCAGUAGAACUAGGAGUUCUCCUCACCACCACUAAUAAUCUACUGUUAGCAGUAGAACUAGGAGUUCUCCUCACCACCUCUGAUAGCCUACUGUUAGCAGUAGAACUAGGAGUUCUCCUCACCACCACUAAUAAUCUACUGUUAGCAAUAGAACUAGGAAUUUGGUGCUAAAGGCUCAAAUUCCUUAGGUAAGGCCUAGAAGGCCCCAUAUUAACAGUGACACAGUCGAACAAAUAGACAUGCUUUUAUCCUACAGUACGAUGCUUUAAAGUGCUUAAGAUUUAAUAGUAAUGUAAUUUAAGUAACGAUUUCAGGCCUUUAGUUGUUUAUUGUAAAUACUUUUAAAAUUAAUUUGAUUGUAGAACUUUUAUAAAAGGUAGUCCUUUUUUUGUGGAUGGAGUCAUUUUUGUUGGUUUUAUUUUUGGAACUGUCAAGGUGCAUAUACUUUUCAUUGACAUUUGGAAAUCACAUUGUCUUGAAUCAGUGCUUUGUGUGAGGCUUUGUGCGAGUUCCACUGGAAUAUUUAAGCUGGACUCAUUCAGACAAAGCUGCUAAGGACCAGAUUGAUCAUGUAAAUCCAAGAGUGAAAUGUUUCAAUAUGGGAGCACCCUGUGUAUGUUGUGUGUGUGUUGACUGUUUGUCUAAUAAUUGCAUAUUGGAAGAACCACAAUGGUAUAUAACUGUUGUUUUUAUUGUAUUUAUUGAAUUGAACUGUAGAUUAGGCCUAAAUGUAUUUUGGGGCCAACACAGUGGAAUAACCCUGACUUCUCAGAGAAGCAUUUAAAUCAGGCUGAAGUAAAUGUUACUACUGUCUACUGUUUCAGAAGUUGUGUGAUACAUAGCCUAGAGUGGGUUUGUGUGUUGAAAGAGUUAUUAUUGUCAACUCUCAUCUUUUUACUCGGUGUAUAAGCAGUGUAAACUGACUGACAAAGGCUCAUUAUUGAAGGUGCCUUCAAAAGAAAUUGUUACCCCUGGACUUAUUCCACAUUUUGUUGUGUUACCGCCUGAAUUCAAAAUGGAUUCAAUCAUUUUUUUAAGCUCACCAAUCUACACACAAUACCCCAUAAUGACAAAGGGAAAACAGGUUUUUAUAAAUGUUUGCAAAUGUAUUGAAAAUUAAAUACAGAAAGAUCGCAUUUAGAUACAGUGGGGGAAAAAAGUAUUUAGUCA